AAGACACCGUUUAACUUUUCACUAGUACAGCGGUAGCCCUUUGAUCUGAUGCAACGCAGCCAUAGCCAUCAAUGGCCGCCUUCAAGCCAAAGCUAAUUUUGCCGCUCUCCAUUUCUCCUCUCUCUCAGCGCUUUCCCAGGUUCUUCUCUUCCUCCUUCUCGUCUUCUACUAUAAGCUUACCGGAUAACUUGAACGCUGCUCUAUCUCCAGAGGAAUCGUUACUAGUAGAUAAAUUUCACUCCCUAAUCAAAGACCACCAUCGGAAAAACCCAAACCUUAGCUACCCCACCGUCCCAUUUCUAUCUCUUGAAUUCUCCCAAAUCUCCGCCACCCAUUUCACCCCCAUCUCCCCCUUCGUCGUUAGUCGCGUUAUCGAGAAAUGUGGUGCAGUCCGCCAUGGAAUCCCUUUCCUCCAGGCCCUUGCCUUCUUCAACUGGGCCACUGAUCGAAAUGGGUUCGUCCACUCCCCCGAGCCUUAUAACGAGAUGGCAGACCUCGCCGGUAAAGUCAGGCAAUUCGAUUUGGUUUGGAAUGUAAUCGAUUCAAUGAAAGCUAGAAAUGUCGAAAUUAAAAUUGACACAUUUUCAAUUCUUAUUCGCCGCUACGCCAGAGCUGGAUUAGCUGUGGAGGCUGUACACGCUUUCCACCGUAUGGAGGAUUACAAUUGUAAGCCUGAUAAGGUUGCAUUUUCAAUUGUGAUUAGCAUUUUAUGUAGGAAACGAAGAGCUAAUGAAGCUCAGUCAUUUUUUGAUAGUUUAAAGGAUAAGUUUGAAGCUGAUGUUAUUGUGUACACCAACCUGGUUCGUGGUUGGUGUCGUGCUGGAAAUAUGCCAGAAGCGGAGAGGGUGUUUAGGGAAAUGAAAAUGGCUGGAAUUAAACCCAAUGUUUAUACAUACAGUAUUGUCAUUGAUGCUUUAUGUAGGUGUAGGCAAAUUAAUCGUGCUUAUGAUGUUUUUGCAGAGAUGCUUGAUGUGGGUUGUGAACCUAAUUCUGUAAUUUUCAAUAAUUUAAUGAGGGUACAUGUUAAUGCUGGUAAGACUGAGAAGGUUUUACAAGUGUAUAAUCAAAUGAAGUGGCUGGGAUGCUCUCCUGAUACAAUUACAUAUAAUUUUAUCAUACAGACUCAUUGCAACGAAGAGAAUCUUGAGGAAGCUUUGAAGGUGCUUCAUUCAAUGGUGAAGAAAGGUUGUAUCCCAAAUGCUUCUACUUUCAAUAUUUUAUUGGGGUGCAUUGCCAAAUUGGGAGAUGUGAAUGGUGCACACAAGAUGUAUGCUAAGAUGAAGGAGUUGAAGUGUAAGCCCAAUACAGUGACAUACAAUGUUCUAAUGCGAAUGUUUGUCAACUCAAAAUCAACUGACAUGGUUCUGAAGCUGAAGAGGGAAAUGGAUGAUAAUGAUGUUGAACCUAAUGUGAAUACUUACCGUGUUUUGAUUUCAAUGUAUUGUGGUAUGGGGCACUGGAAUAAUGCAUACAAGUCCUUUAGGGAGAUGAUUGAAGAGAAACGCCUAAAACCAAGUCUACCUGUUUAUGAGAUGGUUCUGCAGCAGCUAAGAAAAGCAGGGCAGUUAAAGAAGCAUGAAGAAUUGGUGGAGGUUAUGGUUGACAGAGGAUUUGUUACUCGUCCUUUGUAGAAUCUUCACCCAUGAAGUAAAUUAGGCUAUCUUUGUUUCUUCUUGUAGCUUAAUAUUUCUAUAAGGUGUACAUAUUUACGUUAUGGUGAUUCAAAAGGCUGUAAACUUUCUGGAGUUAGCUGUAGUUUAUGCCAGGCUAAAUCUUUGUAACGAGA
Molecule: messenger RNA, 1786 nt
Organism: Manihot esculenta (cassava)
Lineage: Eukaryota; Viridiplantae; Streptophyta; Magnoliopsida; Malpighiales; Euphorbiaceae
Product: pentatricopeptide repeat-containing protein At1g20300, mitochondrial
Exons: 1
Coding region: 72-1631 (519 amino acids)
Molecular function (GO): protein binding
Source: RefSeq, a predicted model, not a curated record